AUGAGUACGCUCCUCAUCUCCGCCUGGCUGUGCCAUUACCUCCACCAGCUAACCCAACACAGCGGCCUGACAGACUAUUCCACCACCGCGCAGGACCUCUACCGGACCUUCCGGGAGCUGGUGUACGACCGCCGGGGCUACCUGCACCUCGAAGAACUGGCUCGCAACGCUUUCGAGGAUUCAUCAGCCUACACCCUGCACAUCGAGCACCUGCGCCUGGCCGCCCUCCAGCUCCUUGACCUGGGUGAAAAGCUGGCCGCACUGGAUGCCCCCGGCGCCUCCGCCGCCACCCAGCACCUCACCACCCCAUCCCACCCCUUACCCACCGCCGACAUCCUCAACACCAUUCAGACCUCGCAGAAUGCCGAGACACGGCGCUGGCACCUCCGCGACCAGAUCCGGCGGACGUUCGACACCGCGCGGUGGUGGCUGCACGACCUCGGGGCGGUCAUCACCGACGAGCUCGAGGACGACAAAGUCCACCUGCCGCUGUGGCAGCAGAUCGCGGACAAGCGGUUCGACGCCGAGGCGUACGGGCAGUUGGAGGGGCAGUUGGAGGCGUGGUUUGCGAGUCGGCGGCAGCAUAGCCCUCCCGGCGACGACUUCAAACUCACCCCCCUUCACCGCCGCCUCAUCCGCCUCAAUCUCAAACGAAGACACUACCUCCUCGCGCUGCAACAGCACUCCUCAGACGUGUACACCCUCGACCAGUUCCACGCCUUCAAGGAACGAGGCGUCAACUUCCCCGCGCCGCCGAACGCGGACGCGGUGAUUCACGGGUCCUGGACGGAGCCGCCGCCCUCUACCACCAUCACCACGUCUCCCCAAGACCCUGAAACAGAAACCUUCCAAUGCCCCUACUGCCUCACCCCCCUCCCCACCUCCUUACUCGAAGACAGAUCCUCCUGGCGCAGCCACCUCACCUCCGACCUCCGCCACCUCACUUGUCUAGCCUCGGGCUGCGAAUCCCACGAGGCCGAGGGGUUUGUCACGGUGCAAGGCUGGGUAGAACACCUCGAAACGGGGCGGAAUAUCGGUCAGGAGUAUGAUUCCUUUUUUGGGGGAGAACCCUCCACACCAAUGAGGACUGGUGGUGGUGGUGCUGCUGCUGCUGCUGCUGCUGCUGCUGCAGCGCAGACCCGGAAAGUGGGUUCGGGGGAAGUUCCGCAUACCGGCGUGCCGGAUGAAUGUCCCAUCUGUAAAUGGCGACCUGCCGAUGGCGCUGAUGAUGACGCUGCGGAGGCCGGGGCAAUGCUCGCCCAUCUGGAACUGGAAUUGAGGUUCUUCGCGCUGUUGGCGAUUCCCUGGGCAGCGGAAAAGCCGUAUGAGCUUUUUGCGGAGGGGGCGUGGGAGGAGUGGGUUGAGGGGCAGGGUGGGUCGGAGGAGGAAGUGCAGGGGUGGGUGAAGUUGGGUUUGUUGGAGGAUGUGGAGGACGGGCAGGAUGGGGAGGCUUUGGGAAGGCUUUUGGAGCGGGCGAUGGGGGUGGAUUAA
Messenger RNA from Aspergillus uvarum CBS 121591, 1491 nucleotides. RefSeq lists its product as uncharacterized. NCBI's taxonomy places the organism in Eukaryota, Fungi, Ascomycota, Eurotiomycetes, Eurotiales, Aspergillaceae. The record is from RefSeq and is a predicted model, not a curated record. Bases 1 to 1491 code for a protein of 496 amino acids. The transcript has a single exon.